Messenger RNA from Aplosporella prunicola CBS 121167, 738 nucleotides. RefSeq lists its product as uncharacterized. The record is from RefSeq and is a predicted model, not a curated record. The coding region runs from base 1 to 738 and encodes 245 amino acids. Lineage: Eukaryota; Fungi; Ascomycota; Dothideomycetes; Botryosphaeriales; Aplosporellaceae. Gene Ontology annotation, biological process: biosynthetic process. The transcript has a single exon.
AUGAUGGGUAGUAACCCCUCUGUCAUUCAGCUCACCACGGCCGACGCCAUCCCGCUAAUCCUCAUCCACGACGGCGGAGGGACGUGCACCCAAUACUUCCGCCUCGCCAACCUCAACCGUCCAGUCUAUGGAAUUCACAACCCUCGUCAUCUAUCAGGCCGUGCUUGGGACGGUGGCAUUCCAGAAAUGGCCGCUGUCUACGCCGAUCUCGUGCGUACUGUCGUACCCGAUGGCCCAGUUCUUUUGGGGGGAUGGUCUCUCGGCGGGGUUUUGGCGCUUGAAGUGGCACAGCGUCUGCCGUGUCACUCAGUCCAGGGUCUUGUCAUGAUCGACUCUGUCUUCCCUCAACGCCACCCCGCCGAUACGCGACUCGUCGUUCCAUACCGUCCAGCUUUCACAGAGGCACAAUCGCUCCUAUUCCAACGUGCUACCAACCGAGCUAUGGACUUGUCCGCUGCUAUGCUCGACCGCUGGCCUCCAUCCGAGCCUCCACUUAAUCAACCCCCGGCAGUCCUACUUCGUGCCACCGACCACUACACACCUGCCGAAGAAAAUUACGUUACGAGAGUCGACAUUCAUCGCAACGAGCUGUUACUCGGCUGGGACCGAUACUCUCCGUCUUUUAUACAAGAUGUUCUGUUUGUUCCGGGCCAUCACUUCGCUAUUUUUUCUCAUACACACCUAGAUCGUCUUAGUUAUCAGUUAGACCAAGCCUGUCAGAUGCUUACGCGGAAGUAG